Molecule: messenger RNA, 2746 nt
Organism: Salarias fasciatus (jewelled blenny)
Lineage: Eukaryota; Metazoa; Chordata; Actinopteri; Blenniiformes; Blenniidae
Gene: cenpi
Product: centromere protein I
Exons: 20
Coding region: 65-2254 (729 amino acids)
Biological process (GO): mitotic sister chromatid segregation; CENP-A containing chromatin assembly
Cellular component (GO): inner kinetochore; kinetochore
Source: RefSeq, a predicted model, not a curated record
UUGAGUUUUCGUUUUGAAUGGUGGAAUCGGGCCGGAGUUAUUUUUCACUGUUAGCAAUGUAGAGAUGGCAGAAACACUCAACCUGUCUGCUUCAGACCAUUCGAGUCUCGACCACAGCGGGUCCAGCCGGAGCGGCAACAGGAGUUUGAGGAUCGCAGAGAAGCAGAAGAGGAAAAAAGAGGCGGAGGAGCCAUUUGUUGUGGCCCUGAGGUACUUCGCCGACGUUGAGGCCGGGACUCCGGUGGCCGGGAACGAUGAAUUUGAGAAGAACAUGGAGCUGGUGGAGGAGGAGGCCUACAGCAGAGGGCUUUCCCCUGAGGCCAUUUCUCUCAUGCUGGAGUUUGCCAUGAGUCUGCGAAUGGGGAAUACUCCAUGUGCGCGGGUGCUGAAGUUUCUGAUCCCGGCUUCUGUGGUGCCGCAAGACGCCGUUGUGAGGGCGGUGGUUUGGCUGACUGUUGGGAAAAUACCUGCAGGCACUCGGGUUCUUUUCUUAAAGUGGUUUUUGACCAUGUUUGACAUGAUUGAUGGAAAGGACCAGCUUCGAGCUAUUUAUGGCUUCAUCUUCAGCUUCAUCAUGGAUGAAAAUAUGUGCCCUUUUGUCUGCCAUCUAUUGUACCUUCUGACCCGAAAGGAAAGUGUGCGAGUCUUCAGAGUCAGGAAGCUACUGGAGCUGCAGUCUAAACUGGGAAGGCAGCCUUUCCUCCUGCACCUGCUGUCACUUUACAAAGUGUUUUGUCCCGAGCUGGUGACACUCUCCAUCCCGUCCAGAAUGAGGACUGGAUUUAGAAACCACAUUUCCCCCUGGAAAUCAGCAUUGAUCGCCGUCCAGAAGAGGAACAGUGUGCAGGUCGCUCCGAGCAUCAGUCUGGCUUUCACAAAUAAGGAGAAGAGCAGUUCUAGAAAGAGGAAACACGACCACCUGGAGUUGCCAGCGUUGAGCGCGGUGGUCAACAGGGAGCCUCAGACUGAGCUGUUCUGCAGCAGAAAGGUGGUCCCCAUGGCGCAGAUCCGCUCCUUUGAUCAGAUGUUAGAAAACAUGCACCGCAUCGAGCUGCCUGCUCAGAUGGGCUCGCUGCUGGAUUCCAGUCUGGCCCUGCAGUACCUGGACUGUGUGCAGGACGAGUCUGCCCUCCUACGCCUCAAUUUCUGGCUGGGCUACGCUUUACAGGAAGAAUUCCUGUUUGCUGGUGACGGAGGUUCCUCUCAGAAUUCAGCGGAAGCUUUGCCGUUUUUGAACAAGUUGCUGUCUGCACAGCACUUCCUCCAGGAGGGGUUUUCCAGCACAGAAGCGUUCCUCUACAAAUUCCUCAAGGUCUGGGAUGGUUCCCUACUCCGUCCGCAGAUCCUCAGCCUCCUGAGCAACAUCCCGGUCGUCCCCAGUUCCCAAAUGGGAAGGCUUCUGUUUGAGCCCCUGAUGCAGCUCUUCUUCACCUCCUCCCUCUUUUUCAAGUGUGGACUGAUGGAGUGCCUAAACAACAUGCUGUCCAAGUGGUUGACCUGGCACUCGGUGUACGCUCUGGAGGACGAUCUGGACAUCAGCCUCAACAGUCACACCUCCACGAACAUGACUCUGACGGGGUUCAAGGAUUCGGUGAUGGAGCUGAUUAACUUUGUCGGUCGGCUGGCGUCCGUGGGCCUUCAGCUUGAAAACAGUCACACUCUGCUCCUCAGCUUCGUCCUGGACUUUUAUGAGACGGUGUGUGACACGUUCCUCAAAUAUGGCCUCCCCCUCGUGGUGCUGCCUCCACCUGGGGUUUUUUACCCGGCGCUGUUCGCCACGGACCCGGUCAGCGUGGACAGACUGGCCCACAUCAUGAACAGGUACAAAGUGAGCUUGACAUCAGCCAAGAGUCAGGAGAAACUGGGGGAGCAGUCUUUUCGCGUCAGCCGGCAGACCUUCCACGAGUUCAAUCAGUACCUGAUCAACAUGGUGAACUGCCUGUGGAACUCCAAAAUGUUUGAGCCGGGCAUGGGGGUGCAGCUGGGGGAGGAGCUGCUGCUCAGGAGCGGCGUCCCAGAGCCCUGGACCAGCUUCAGCUUCAUCCACCACCCGGCCUUCAUGGGCUACGCCUUCAACUUCCACCAGAGGUGCUGGCCGGGCAGGAAGGACACGGACCUUAACUCCAUAAAGCACCCCAAGCCGUGGAGCUGGUACGUGGAGUAUCUAAUGAACCAGGGCUACGACGGCCUCAAACACUUUGUGCAGUGUAACCUCACACUGCCGCCUGGAGCCGGCGACGGGCCGGACAAGUAGCGCAGAAGGACAACAGCCGUUUGGACCCCACCCGGUUUUUUUCAGAGACUUGUACAUAAAUCAUCUCCUCAGUUUUUUUUAGUGUGCUAUUUACAAAUGAUCCAUAUUUGCUUUGUAUGUACAUAGAUCUGAUCUGAGUGCUUUUUUUUUUUUUUAGUAAACUUGUCUGCUCAUCAGUAACAGACCAUACUGCCUCCUUGUGUUACGUUGCAGUACAGCUUGCACAUUGUUUGAAAAAAAUAAGUGUAAAGUGUUUUACUUUUACUUUAGAAGCAAACGCAAUUGAGCUGUUAAUUCUCCGUUGCAUACGCUGUACAUACAUACACACAACUCGACGAGAGGUUUUUCCCACAGCCAAAAGGUCACCGAGGACGUGAAAGAAAACCUGCCAACAAGUCAACAAGUUGAUCUCAAAAUCAGUGGACGGACAUUCAAGAAGUGACAUCACUUGUACACGGAUGGAUAAAAACAUGGUUGUAAAAUAAAUAUGUA